Molecule: messenger RNA, 3564 nt
Organism: Neopsephotus bourkii (Bourke's parrot)
Lineage: Eukaryota; Metazoa; Chordata; Aves; Psittaciformes; Psittacidae
Gene: ARMC5
Product: armadillo repeat containing 5
Exons: 8
Coding region: 1-3564 (1187 amino acids)
Biological process (GO): anatomical structure morphogenesis
Cellular component (GO): cytosol
Molecular function (GO): protein binding
Source: RefSeq, a predicted model, not a curated record
AUGACGGAGCCGCUGGGCUGGUGCCUUGCGGCCCUCCGGGGCUCGGCGGGGCCGCGCCUCCGCCGGGCUCUGAGCGCGCUCCGGGCCCGGCACUCGCGAGGCCGCGGCGGCGCCGCCCGCAUCCGGGAGCGCGGCGGGGUCCGGGCCCUGGUGGAGCUGCUGCGGGAACCGGGCAGGGCCCGGCCGGGGCUGGAGCUGGCGCUGAGCGUGCUGGGGAACGUGUGCACAGAGAGCGGCUGCAGGAGGCAGGCCCGGGCCAUGGGCGCCGACAGGGAGCUCGUGUCCCUCCUCUCCCUGCCCGGCCCCGAGUGCGUUCUCUCCCGCGUGGUUCGGGCCCUGGCGAACCUGGCCCUGGAGCCCGAGGGUGCCCGCGACAUCCUCGAGGCUGGCGCAGCCCCCCUCCUGGUCUCCCUCUGCCGCUCCUGCACCUCCCCCUCGUGCCUGCACGGCACCGCCCGCGCCCUGCGCAUCCUCGCCUCGUCGCGCUCGCGGCACCGCCGGCUGCUGACGGCGCUGGGGGCCGUGGCCGCGCUGGCCUCGCGCUUGGCGCCGCUGCCCUGCUCCCACCCGGCCAGCGCCUCCCUGGCGCGCGCCCUCCGCGCCCUCACGCUCCCGCCCUGCGCGGCGCUCCCGGAGCUGCUGCCGGCGCUGCCGGCGCUGGCGCUGAUGGCGGCGCAGCCCAAGGCCGAGCUGCGAGGCCCCGCCCUGGGCGCCAUCGCCAACGCCUGCGCCAUGGGUACCCUGCGGCCGGGCCUCGGUGCCGCCGGCGCCGUGGAGGCGGUGAUGGAGGAGGUGAGGCGCAACCGGGAGCAUCCGGACGCGCUGCGGGCGCUCUGCCUCCUGUGCAGGGAGGCGGUGAACAGGGCCCGGAUCCGAGCGGGGGGGGGGUUGGAGCUGCUGGUGCAGGGCCUGGGGCAGGCGCAGGGCAAGGGGAGCAGGGCCCGGAUCCUGCUGGCGAUGGCGGCGUUCGCCUACGAUGAGGAGGCGCUGGAGGCCAUGGAGGCGCUGGGAGCGGUGCCGGUGCUGGUGGAGCUGCUGCAGGGGGUGCAGGACGAGGAGGAGGAGGAGGAGGAGGAGGAGGAGGAGGAAGCGGCCGCAUCCUGCGAUCAACCCAGGGAUGUGAUGGAGCAGAAGAGGGCGGCAACGGGGAGCUUGCAGGGGCUGAGGUCCUGGCUGCUCUCCGAGUCCCUCUCCCCUCCUCCCUCCCCUCCCCCAUCCUCCCCGCCUACCCCCCUCCCCUACCCCCCCCUCCCCCCUCUGGCCCUGCCGCAGGGGGCGGGGCCCUGGCGCUGGGGGCGGGGCCUGCGGGGCCCAAUCCUGUUGCUGCUCUCCCGGCUGGGGCUGAGGGCGGAGCCGAGCCCUGCGCUGCUGGCGCCGCCCGUGCUGGGGGGGCUGCUGCGGGCCCUGGGGGGGUGGGGAGGGGGCGGGCCCUCGGCAGUGGCCACGCCCCCUCCGCCGGUUUUGGCGCGCCUCGUGCAGCGCGUACUCGGCCACGCCCCCUUCCUGGGCGCGCUCGUGCGCGGGUUCGUCCCCUCCCUGCUGCGGAGGAGGCUGGUGCUGGCGGAGGGGGGGGGGAGAGCCCGCAGGGAGCUCGGUGAGGACAUGGGGGGGGCUGUGGGGGGUCUGUGGGGGUCUAUGGCUCUAUGGGCUCUCUGGGUGCCUGCAGGCGAGGCUCUGCUCCGCACCGUGGCUGCCGUGGCCGCCGCCCCCUUCGGCGUGGGGCUCCUGACGCACCUGAUGCGCUGCGGGAGCGCCCCCGCGCGGCUGGCGUGCGCCACUGCACUGCCGCUCAUAGCCGGGCCCUCAUCCCCCGCCCAUGAGCUGCUGUGGGGGGGAGGGGCCGUGGCCCUGCUGCUCUCGGCCGUGGCCCAGGGCCCCGGCUCCCCCUAUGAGCCCCCCCCCGGCUUCCUGCUCUACGCGGCCGACGCCAUCGCCCUGCUGCGGGCACACGCCAAGGACACGCCCGGACACACUAAGAACACGCCUGGACAUGCUAAGGACAUGGCACUGGAUCCGAUGGACACAGCAGAACACAAUAAGGACAUGGCAAUGUAUCCUAUGGACACGGCAGAACACGCUAAGGACACGCUAGGACACGCUAUGGACACAGCAGCGGAGGAUGCUCUGGAGCAAGGCAGCAAGGAUGAGGUCCCCACUGAGCCCAGCCCCAUGGAGCCGUGGGGCUUCGGGAGCCUCCUCCCCCCCCUCCUGUCCCCUCUGCCCCACGGUGCCGGGGGAGGGGCCCAGAGCCCCGCCCCUUCCUCUCCCAUCCCCUCCCCAUUGGGUUCCCAUCCAUUUCCCACCCCAUUCCCAAGCUCCAUCCCAUCCCCCACCUCUUCCAGUGCAUCCCAGUUGGGUUCCAGUGCAUCCCCAUUGGCUCCCAAUGCAUCUCCAUUGACUCCUGAUGCAUCCCCGUUGGCUCCCAAUGGAUCUCCAUUGGCUCAAAAUGCAUCUCCCACCUCUUCCAAUGCAUCCUUAUUGGGUUCCAGUGCAUCCCAGUUGGGUUCCAAUGCAUCCCAGUUGGGUUCCAAUGCAUCCCCAUUGGCUUCCAAUGCAUCCCUAUUGGCUCCCAAUGCAUCCCAGUUGGGUUCCAGUGCAUCUCCAUUGACUCCUGAUGCAUCCCUAUUGGCUCCCAAUGGAUUUCCAUUGGCUCCCAAUGCAUCCCAGUUGGGUUCCAAUGGAUCUCCAUUGGCUCCCAAUGCAUCCCAGUUGGGUUCCAAUGCAUCCCCGUUGGCUGCUAAUGCAUCCCUAUUGGCUCCCAGUGGAUCUCCUACCUCUUCCAGUGCAUCUCCAUUGGCUGCCAACGCCUCCCCAUUGACUCCCACCUCCUCCCCAUUGGCUCCCUCCCCCUCCCCCACCUCCUCCCCAUUGGCUCCCUCCCCCUCCCCCCUCCCCCCCUGCCCUUACUCCCAAUCCCCCCACGACCUCCUCGUGAUCCCCUCCCCCCCCUCGCCCCUCCCCCUCCCCGCCUCUCGCUCCGCCCUCUCGGCCUCCUCCCCGGUGCUGGGCGCCAUGUUGGGAGGACCGUUCCUGGAGGCCCGCCAGGGGGCGGUAACGCUGGGCUGCGCUCCGCUCCCUCCCCUCCUCUUACUGCUCCACUUCCUGCACGGCUGCCGCCGCCGGAACUGCUCCCUUUGGGCCACGCCUCUUCCGCCGGGCGUAGCCGGAGCCGCUCUAGCGCUGGGGAGGCGCUUCCUGCUCCGCCAACAGCGCCCCCUGGAGGCGGAGGUCUCGGCGGGGGUCCGCGCAUGCCCAGUGGCGCUCUGGGUGCUGGCGGAGCGCUGGGGGGCGGCGGCGCUGGCGCGGAGGGCGGCGCGCAUGCUCCUGCAGGGGGCGCCACAGUGCGUGGCCCGGCGCCUGCGCGCAGCCGCCGCCAGGACUCGGUGCCCGCGGGGGUUGGCGCAAGCGCUCAUGGGAGUGAUUGACCCACGUGGGGGGGAGGGGGAGGGGGAUGACGUGUGGGUGGGGGAGGGGUGGGGAGGGGACCCCCUGGUGCUGGGGGGAGGGGUGGAUCUGGAGGAGGGGGCCCCCUAUGGGGCCUCCACCUCUGAAGGCCUGCUCUGA